Molecule: messenger RNA, 1607 nt
Organism: Chelonoidis abingdonii (Abingdon island giant tortoise)
Lineage: Eukaryota; Metazoa; Chordata; Testudines; Testudinidae
Gene: VPS72
Product: vacuolar protein sorting 72 homolog
Cellular component (GO): nucleus
Source: RefSeq, a predicted model, not a curated record
AUGAGUGUUCCGGGGGGAGCAUGCCUGUGGGAGUGGGACUCCCUAAGGGUCAGUGGGAUCAGCUCAGCCGUGACUGUUGUUUGCCCCCCGUCUCCUGGGCAGGAGUCGGGAGAUGACGAGUACAAAGGCGACCAGUCGGACAGCGAUGAUGAAGUGGACUCAGACUUUGACAUUGAUGAGGGCGACGAGCCAGCCAGUGACCAGGACGAUGACGAGCCCAAGAGGAAACGCAGGGUGGUCACCAAGGCUUACAAGGAGCCUAUCAAAAGCCUGAGACCCAAGAAGCCCGAUACAGCUGCUAGCAGCUCCCAGAAGGCGCGAGAGGAGAAGUCUGCACCCCUGGAACUCCAGGAUGAAGUGGGAGACAGCCGCAAGUACAUGCGCCAGUCGACUACGGAGCACACGCGCCAGACCUUCCUGCGUGUCCAGGAGCGUCAGGUGCAGUCGAAGCGCAAGAAGGGGGGGCCGAACUGUGACAGGCCGCUGACGCAGGAGGAGCUGCUGGAGGAGGCCAAGAUCACAGAGGAGAUUAACCUGCGGUCUCUGGAGACCUACGAGCGGCUGGAAGCUGACAAGAGGAAGCAUGUGCAGAAGAAGCGGAAGUGCGUGGGGCCAGUGAUCCGCUACUACUCGGUGACCAUGCCACUGAUCACUGACCUCGGGGUGAAGGAGGAGAACGUGGAUGUGGAAGGGUUGGAUCAAGACAUGCAGCAAACAGCAGAGACUCCCCAGGCUGCUGCCUCCCCGGCUGGCAAAUGUUCUCGCACCUUCAUCACCUUCAGCGAUGAUGAGACCUUUGAGCGCUUCUUCCCUAAAGCCAAGCAGCCCAAGCUGCCUGUGAAGGAGAUCUGCCCCGUCACCCACAAGCCAGCCGUUUACAGGGACCCCAUCACCGACAUCCCCUACUCCAACAUCCGGGCCUUCAAAAUCAUCCGUGAGGCCUACAAGAAAUACAUCACUGCCCAUGGGCUGCCCAACGCAGCAGCUUCUGCGGCCCUGGGGGCAGGGCCGCCCGCAAUGGACCCAAAUGUCCGGGCAACCAGGCAGAAAAUCAUCAUCAAACAAACCGUCCCGGCCACAUAAAGCCUAGGAGUGUCUGUUCUCUUUCCAGGAGGGAACUUCUUAAAUGGACACAGGCACCUUUGGGUGGCUGAAUAUUGACCCACCCGUCCUCCUCCUUCCCUACGUAUCUUUGUUUUUCAAACUUUAACGGGUGGUGGUUCAUUGCUCUUUAUUUAUUUCAUUUUUUAAAGAAAAAAUCAAUGCCUGCAGCGGUCCUACCAGAACAAACCAGCCUGCGCAGCCCCUCCCUCCCGGGAGACCCUAUGGAAAACAAACCAGCCUGCACAGCCCAUCCCUCCUGGGAGAUCCUACGGAAAACAAACCAGUGUGCACAGCCUGUCCCUCCUGGGAGACCCUAUGAAAAACAAACCAGCGUGCACAGCCCGUCCCUUCUGGGAGACCUUACGAAAAACAAACCAGGGUGCACCAGCAGAGGCAUGCAGUGGGUGGGAUCACUUAUUCUGUAAGGAGCAGGAUGGAUUUUAAGCUCAGAAAUGGUGCCUGUUGUUUAUCCGUUUAGAAAGAUAAUAAAAUGACAGGACAGA